Molecule: messenger RNA, 691 nt
Organism: Centruroides sculpturatus (bark scorpion)
Lineage: Eukaryota; Metazoa; Arthropoda; Arachnida; Scorpiones; Buthidae
Exons: 3
Coding region: 49-621 (190 amino acids)
Source: RefSeq, a predicted model, not a curated record
ACAGCCUUGUAGUGGCAACACGUGAGAAUAUUUCUGAAGUUUUUUAAAAUGGGCAAGACAAGUAGACAAAAAUUUAAAGACUGGAUAUUAGAAAAAUCUCAUCAGUAUAUGCAAAAUAUUCAGACCGAAGAAGAAUCUGUACAGGAGGAAGAUGAUCCGAGUAAAGAAGUAAAAAUCAAAAGAAAAGCAAAUCCAGAAGAUAAAGAAAGAAAACGAUUAAAGAGGAAGAAGCUUAAAGAAGAAAAGUUAAAUACACGAAAAGAAAAUGAAGUCAACAAAGCAUUGGCGAGUAAAAAUGCAUUAGAUUAUUUACACGAAUGGGAACUUCGUCGUGAUUCGUGGUCUUUUAAGAAAAAACGUCAAAUUUGGCUUAUCAGACAUUUGUAUGAUAAUCAGCAGAUAUCUGAUGAUGAUUUUAAAAUAUUAUUAAAAUAUUUAGAAAAUAUCCAAGGUAAUUUAAGAGCAAAAAUAUUAUCAGAGGCUGAAGAUAUAAUUAAAGAAUAUGAUAGACAAUCAGAAAGUAAUGAAACUUCAGAUACUGAAACACAUUUAAAUUGUUCAAAGGAUUUGCAAGAGUACAAAUAUAACAGAGCAAGAAUGUUGAUUCAGAUUCUCGUAUAAUUCUUUUGUAUGUAUAAAAAUUAUGUACAAAACUUUUCAUAAAACCUUUUAAUAUUUAUUCUUUUCUCUA